Molecule: messenger RNA, 420 nt
Organism: Chondrus crispus (carragheen)
Lineage: Eukaryota; Rhodophyta; Florideophyceae; Gigartinales; Gigartinaceae
Exons: 1
Coding region: 1-420 (139 amino acids)
Source: RefSeq, a predicted model, not a curated record
AUGCUCAAACUUAGGCGGGGGCCUCGCCCAUCGCGGCAGUGGCAAGCCCUUCUGCGCCCACUUCUCCGGCUUGAGCAGCGCCCUCAACCCGAGUUUGUUAUACCAAGCCAGCGUGAUCUUCCCCCCCGCCGCGAGCACCUGCGACGCGGCCUCCGGUUCACAUUCCGUUACCUGCACAUCGAUCUUCUCCUGAAAGUGCCCCCCUCUCACCAGCACCACGCCGUCCUUAAUCCUGCCCACGCACCCCGUUUUCCACAGGUCGCGGAUCGUGAUCGUCUUCCCCGUCUCGAUGCGUCCGAUGUCAAUGUAGUGCUGAAUUCGCCCCAGCGUCACCAGCGCCAGCUUCCUCUCGAACGGGUCGAAGUACCGCCUCUUCGGCAGCCGCUUCUGCAAUGGCGUCUGCCCGCCCUCAAACCCUAG